AUUUUUUUCCUGUCCAGAAUUGAGUCAGUUGUCAACAGGCUACGCGAGACAAGGAACAGUCGGACGGUCCACUAAAAGGACACUUUUGUACACAUUGUCGUGUUGGAGGGAAUUAAGUGGAUUCUUUUAGAUGCUCUGGGGUUCUCCCCCCCCCCCCCGACGGAUCCAAAUAAAGUUGCCUUCCCACGAAUCCUCCCCGGAAUAUGGUGUGAAAGGAGGCUGCGCCGUGGGGGAUGAUGUGUGUUCUUCGCUGGAUUGAAUGGCACUGAGAAUGCACAGUAAGCACUUUGCCAGUAAAUGUAAACUCAUUAUCGAUCUCUGUCAAGAGCUACAAAAGGCCCACAUGAGGACAAAGUCCAGGUAGAGCAAGGGAGAGCGAGAGAGGAAGGAUAUAGUUGAGAAGGAGCCAGGACCAUACAAGCGAAGCCUUGCUGGAACCCACAAUGGGGGCGCUGGUGCCUAUCUCAGCUACAACCGGGCGGAAGGCGGGGUACCCUGGACAAGUCGCCACCUCAUCACAGACAUAAACAAAGGGGAAGGACUGCAAUGACUCGCCAGCCCCCUAACCAUGCAGACAUCACUUACUCUACAGACAAAGAGCCCCCUGUGUUGGCCCCCAAGCUCCAAGUCCAGAGAUCAGAUUCAAAUCAGACAAUUACUAUUCACUUUUCAGCUAUUGGGAAGGAGGAAGAGGAUGAGGAGGAAGAACCGUACUCAACAUCUGUCUCCUCCACAUCUACCGCUCAAGAUGAAUCAAAUGUUGUGACAGCCAUUGAGGCAAGUGAGGAGAUGUUUGAAGCAGCACAAUUGAACUCUUCAGCCGAGGAUGCACUGAUACCCAAAUUUCUUGGACAUUCUCCACUUUGUACUUCUCUAGAAAACAGUUCAACGAAAACUUCAUUACCACAAAAGGGCUCCAAGUCUAAUUCAACACCAACUAAAUCUUUGAGUUUUCCUCCUAGCGACAAGCCCGUUUCGAAUAUGGUUAAAUCCUUGUCCUCUGAAAUUGAGUCCAAGGAUGGAGGCCCUUCUUUUACUGCCCCCACAGUAAGACAUAAACAUCUAAUGAAAUCACUGGUGAAAUCCUUAUCUUUAGACACACCCCAGGACUCAUCCACACUCUCCCGCCUUUCAGAGACUCGCCUGAAUCUGCAAAUGUUCAAACAAUUCACUCAGUCACGGUUGCAGACUGCUUCAGCUGCGGCAUCAGCUGAUGACUUAAAAACUGCUCCUCCAUCUGUAUCGACCUCACCAGAUAGCCGCAGCUUCUUUAACGUCUCUGAGGUCGAAGCACGAUUUGAAGACACUAAGCGCCGUCUGUCCGAGGCCAUCUAUGAACCACUUCAAAUCCUGAGUAAGAUCAUUGAUGAAAAGAGCAGUAGCAGCAGUCUCAGUAGACCAAAGGCUCUGUCUGCUAGUGCCUCUGAGCCCUAUAACCUGACAUCUGCCAUUGGGCCCCUGGAAAGCAACAACAACUGCAUUAAGGAAGAAGAUGGCACUGACGUGGAGGGUGAAAGCCUAAAUAGUGGAACCUCUGGCCUGGCUGAAUCUCAUGUGGCACUUCCUUCCGACACGAAGAGCCCAAAUAAAUCAUCAUCAUUACCCAUAUCUUUGGAUAAUUGUUCCAUGUCGGCGCUUGCUAAACAGGAGGACGAGGAGUUUUGUAUUUUGUACAGUGAGGAUUUUGAAAGUUACACUGACACUGACCUAGGAACUGGUAAUCAAACUAAAGUGCCUUUAAGUCGUAGUACUGAAUCAUCCGGCGAGAUUGAAUCAGAAAGUAUUGUACAAGCACCGAGUGUUCCACACUAUACUCUUUCCAUCCUUACAAUACUGGUUUAUGGGUAUUUUAUAUUGCCCUUGCCGGACUACAUUGGAGGAAUACUGCUUGGAGUGGCAUUUGGAUUCUUUGUUGCCAUUGGAGUUGUGUGGCUGACAGGACCAAAACCUUCCAACGGGUUCCUCCGGCUUUCCAAACGUCAUAAAAAAUGGUGGAAUCUCACAAAGUUGGACAUUGAAGAACCUGCAAUCUUCAGGGGUUGGAUGAACGAGAUGAUAAACUACGACCCUGAAACCUACCAUGCCACAUUGACGCACUCUGUGUAUGUUCGCCUGGAGGGCUCCAUCAUUCGCCUUUCCAAACCAAACCACAAUAUUGCACGGCGUGCCACACACAGCGAGUCAAAACCUGAUGUCACGUACAUCAGUCAGAAGAUUUACGAUUUAACUAAUAGCAAAGUAUGUCUCGUGCCUCACGGCCUGGCCAGGAAAAGAAUAUGGAACAAAAAGUACCCCAUCUGUAUUAAGCUUGGAAAACAAGAUGAUUUCAUAUCCAAGGCUGAAGGGGAGGCCAGCGAGGGCUUUACAGCAAAGAACAAAAGUGAAGGAACAGGAGGCGCUCCAGAGCCAGCCCGCUCAACCUCUUCAAAUAGAGACCUAACUCUCUAUCUGUUUGGAAGAACUGGGAGAGAGAAGGAGGAGUGGUUCCAGAGGUUUAUUUCAGCUUCAAAUCUCAAGGAGGAUUUGAAAAAAGUUGCAAAUCCUGCAGCGACUCAAAGUGCUCCGAGCUCUCCCAGUUGCGGCAGUAGCCGUAGCAGUCUGGAUGAUACCCGGGUACCUAUGACGAAAGACUCCCCAACCGCAGACAGUGACAAGGCCAAGCUGUUGGACUAUAGUGUUUACAUGGCUUCAUUAUUGACAAAACAAGAAGCAGCCACCUCCCCUGUUAGCAACUCUGAGCAUUGCAGUCCCCAGAGCAGCCCCGGAACCGACAAAAAGCUUCAAAGUUCCAGCUCAGUGCACAAGCAGCUCAAGGAGGAAGAGGAUCCAGUUGCCUGGGUGAACGCAGCUCUCGGUCGAGUCCUCUGGGAUUUUCUGCGUGAGCCUUACUGGUCUGAAGUGGUCUCCAAGAAAAUUCAGAUGAAACUCAGCAAAAUACGGUUGCCUUACUUCAUGAAUGAGCUAACCCUGAAAGAACUGGACAUGGGUGUGGCCACACCUAAGAUCCUUCGAGCAUCCAGUCCUUCUGUUGACUACAAAGGUCUGUGGUUUGACUUGGACAUUUCCUACAGUGGGUCCUUCCUGAUGACCCUUGAAACCAAGAUGAAUCUGAUUCGCCUGGGCAAGGAAGGAGAAAGAAGUUCAGGCGAAGAUGGAUAUAGACCUCGAACUUACUGCCUGGCUGAUAGUGAUGAGGAGUCUUCCAGUGCAGGCUCCUCAGAUGAGGAAGAUGCCUCCGAGCAAUCAAAUGAAACCAGUGGAGCAGAAGGUUUGGUCGGAGGCCACAAACCCAGCAAGAUCAUGCGCUUUGUCGACAAGAUUGCCAAGUCCAAAUACUUCCAGAAAGCCACAGAGACAGAGUUCAUCAAAAAGAAGAUGGAGGUGGUCUCCAAUACACCACUUCUCCUCACUGUUGAAGUACAAGAGCUCCAAGGAACACUUGCUGUCAAUAUACCACCCCCACCAACUGACAGGAUUUGGUAUGGCUUUAGGAAGCCCCCUCACUUGGUACUGAAGGCACGACCUAAACUGGGAGAAAGAGAAGUCACUCUGGCUCAUGUCACUGACUGGAUCGAGAAAAAACUGGACCAAGAGUUUCAGAAAGUUUUUGUCAUGCCAAACAUGGACGAUUUGUGGCUGACCCUCAUGCAUUCAGCCAUGGACCAACGCACUGUGGUCUGACCAUCAGCUCGGCCCACAAGUCACCCACAGCCUUACCGCACCAGCUCGCCACAAAGAACGUCUGUUUCCCACAAUGGACGUUGGAGCCAAAGUGUGUCAAUGAACAACAUAAAUAUAGGCCAAUAUGAGAGGUAAUCAAAUAAGGUACUCAAGAAGACACUAAAGAGAAUGUAUAAUUUGCUGCUCUACUCUAACCGUUGUCUUAACAGUACAACGCAAUUGAUUAUGAAGGAUGUAAAUAUAAGGGCUUGGUGUUACCUUGUGGGCGAUUCAUGAAGUGCAUUAUGUCCUGCGGUCAAAGAAGCAUUUACUAGAAACCUUAAGGCCUGCACACAUAACACAACUCUGCUGAGGCCGCAGAAAGCGAGAGCACGGCAGGUGUCGAGGGUUACUAAUAUGUACGCAGGUAAAAGUUUUGAUUGUUGAUGAUCAGUAUUCAUAACUGAAUCCAUGUUUGUAUGGAAAUGAUGCUCAAAAGCACAUUAGUUACAAAUAUUAUAAUUUAUUAUUACUUACAUUCCAUACACAUACCAGUCCCUCCAGUAAUUUUCCAUGAUGCAAUUAGAACAAAUUCAACCAAUGUCCGCGAAUGAUGCGAAGUGUCGCAAGUUUGUCCAUUAGUCUAAUAUCCCUGCACAUUUUUAAAAAUCUAAUUUGUCUCUGAGCGGCACUCAUGCGCAAAUCCGCUGUCUUUCAAAACGUACGUUUGUCUUUGGUGCAGGUACAACUACAUAUAACAAUAAAUCAACUUAUAUUGAUCAAACUACAAUAUUUCUCAGACUCCUGCAUAGUUUAGACCUAUUCCUGUGUCUACAUCACCUAGCCUUUUGAGUAAUGUACAGUACAGGCCAAAAGUUUGGACACACCUCCUCCUUCAAUGUGUUUUCUUUAUUUUUAUAACUAUUUACAUUGUAGAUUGUCACUGAAGGCAUCAAAAAACUAUGAAUGAACACAUGUACUUAACAAAACAGUAAAAUAACUGAAAACAUGGUUAAUAGUCUUGUUACUUCAAAAUAGCCCUUUACUGUAAUUACUUUUUCGCACACUCUUGGCAUUCUCUCGAUGAGCUUCAUGAGGCAGUCACCUGGAAGGGUUUUCACACCACAGGUGUGCUUGAAGCUCAUGGAGAGAAUGCCAAGAGUGUGCAAAGCAGUAAUCAGAGAAAAUGUGGCUAUUUUGAAUAAACUAGAACAUAUACCGUAUUUUUCGGAGUAUAAGUCGCACCUGCCGAAAAUGCAUAAUAAAGAAGGAAAAAAACACUGGGGUAUAAGUCACAUUUUUGGGGGAAAUGUAUUUGAUAAAAUGCAACACCAAGAAUAGACAUUUGAAAGGCAAUUUAAAAUAAAUAAAGAAUAGUGAACAACAGGCUGAAUAAGUGUACGUUAUAUGAGGCAUAAAUAACCAACUGAGAAGGUGCCUGGUAUGUUAAAAUAACAUAUUAUGGUAAGAUUCAUUCAAAUAAUUAUAACUAAUAGAACAUGCUAUACGUUUGCCAAACAAUCUGUCACUCCUAAUCGAUAAAUCCCAUGAAAUCUUAUACGACUAGUCUCUUACGUGAAUGAGCUACAUAAUAUUAUUUGAUAUUUUACGGUAAUGUGUUGUUAAUUUCACACAUAAGUCGCUCCUAAGUAUAAGUCGCACUCCCGGCCAAACUAUGAAAAAAACUGUGAGUUAUAGUCCGAAAAAUACGGCAACAUGUUUUCAGUUAUAACUCCACAUGUUCAUUCAUUGUUGUGAUGCCUUCAGUGACAAUCUACAAUUUUAGUCAUGAAAAUAAAGAAAACCCGUUGAAUGAGAAGGUGUGUCCAAACUUUUGGCUUGAACUGUAUAUCAAAAAUAUGUCAUAGUUUGCAUGUAUUAAUACAUUAAUUUAACAUGUAUUUAUCCAGGGUAAAGCAAUUAUGAACAUAUUCUCAUUUGCAAUGCUGACCUUGUAUAGAGGCAUCAUUUAAUCUCAUUACCAAUAAAGGUUACUGCUAUAAAUGGCACAAAGGUCACAAAGACUCUUAACCUAAAUGUGUUGGAACAUGCUUUCAUUUUGAAGAUGGACAAACACUUUUUAGGCAUAAAACAUAAACGGAGAAUGUCUGGAACCUGUAGACAACAGUGCAGACAGCCGUCAAUAAGGAACUUUGGUGGCGUUUCCAUCUGUAAUUAUGUAUAAUUAUUACUAUCAAUAAAUAUAAAUAAUUAAAACAGGGAUUUGACAACGAGCUCUGAGUAUGUGCUUUUACUACCAUAGUUUCUGCUUAUAAGCUUGUGCAGUGUAAAACGAGUAAAACAUCAAUACAGUACCGUAUUUAGUUUUCACAUUUUUAUUGAAAUCCUUAAGUUUAAAAGGAAAACUUGAAACAUUGAUGACAAAGUCAUUAAAUUGCAGGGCGAUUCAAUAUUUCUGAAAAUACAUCAGCCUGCAUCACAACUUUUCUAUCUGAAAAAGCUGAUGAAAAUGUAGCUAUUUUAGGCGGCGACAAUCACAAAAGAAGCUAAAGAAAUCCUGGAGGGACUGACAUUACAGUACAGGCUAAAAAGUUUGGACAUACUUUCUCAUUCUUUAUUUUCAUGACUAUUUACAUUGUAGGUUGUCACUGAAGGCAUCAAAACUAACACAUGUGGAGUUAUGUACUUAACAAAAAAAAAGGUGAAAUAACUGAAAACAUGUUUUAUAUUCAAGUUUCUUCAAAAUAGCCACCCUUUGCUCUGAUUAAUUUUUUGCACACUCUUGGCCUUCUCUGGAUGAGGUUCAAGAGGUAGUCACCUGAAAUGGUUUUCACCUCCCAGCUGUAAUAGUUUUGAUGCCUUCAGUGACAAUCUACAAUAGUCUUGAAAAUAGAGAAAAGGCAUUAAAAUAAAAAGGCGUGUCCAAACUUUUGACCUGUACUGUACGUGAACACACUAAGUGCAAUGAUAGAAGUGCUGCAAUGACUAAUGAAUGAAAUGUAUAAAGCAAUCAUAAGCAACUGUUGAGAAGUGAUGAACGGGGAUGUAUGUGUGGAUGCUUCUGGUCAUUGAAUGUAUCGUAUGAACAAUUUCUGCCUAUUUACAGUUUAAUAUGGGUAUGCAAAUUGCUGCACAAAGUGAUGAAUGACAUUUUUCCUUUUUAAUAUUCUUGCGGUAAACACUUAAACAACAUGCGAGUGUAAUUCUUCCCCCAAACAUGCUGUGCAAUGAACAGUAAUGGCCUUUACUUGAUUUGAACAGAGAUUGAACGCCAAGACGAUGAUGAACCUUUAGAUGUUGCUACUGAAUACUUUUCCGUAUUUGUACGGAAAAUACUCUCCAAGGUACGUAAGGCAAAGCCUCGCUUCCAAAGGAUUAUAUUUUCAACAAUUAUACUUCAAAUGGUGACUAGCCAAAGACUUCAAACUUGUCUGGGUAUAAACCAACCAAAGUCCUGAAUGGGCGAUCACAAGGGGCCACUCUUGUCUCUACGGUACACGUUCUUGAAAAUGUGAUGUGCUAAAUACAAUCUACUGCUAAAACGUUCCAUUGUUUACAGGAAUAAUACAACCUUGUGGGAAGGAUUCUAAUGUGCUGGAACACAAUAGAUAUUUUUGAUUUGAUUGUGUUUCCCAAUAAGCCUUAGCAUAUUGUAAGUGUUUUUUUUACAGCUUGUAUUUUUGUCUACUUUGGAAUGGAUCGAGGACUUUUCGGGCAAAUGAAGAUUGCGUCAUGAUUCAUAUAAAUUGUCUUACGUCAAUUAUUACUAGCGUCAAAAAUGUGCAAUUUUAUGGCCAAAGUAAGUGAUUGUGUAUCUGCCUUAUUUGUGGUCAAAAUAAAGCUAAAUCAAUGAAUGUG
Messenger RNA from Nerophis ophidion (straightnose pipefish), 7479 nucleotides. RefSeq names its product testis-expressed protein 2-like. Gene Ontology annotation, cellular component: endoplasmic reticulum. The coding region runs from base 547 to 3681 and encodes 1044 amino acids. The record is from RefSeq and is a predicted model, not a curated record. The transcript has 14 exons. Gene Ontology annotation, molecular function: lipid binding. NCBI's taxonomy places the organism in Eukaryota, Metazoa, Chordata, Actinopteri, Syngnathiformes, Syngnathidae.